AUGACUGAAGCCUGUCUUCGAAGCAUCUCCGACACGCUCCCGACCCACGUGACAGUUCAUGGCUUUACAGCACCCCCGACAGCACCAUCCGCCAUUGAGGGCCGCGCUGACGCCGUCCUGUCCGCCGCAGACUGCUUCCGGGCAUUGCACCCCAUCGUCACGGAUCCGUCCCAGCCGCACUUCGAUGCCUUUCUGGUGGCAUGCUUCUCUGCUCACCCGUUGAUCGCAAUGCUUAGGGAGGAGUUUACACAGCCUUGCAUUGGGAUCAUGGAGGCAUCCCUGUACGCGAGCAGGAUGUGUGGGGAGAGAUUAAGUGUGAUCACUACAGGGCAGAGGUCACGGUUCUUGCACGAGGACUCUAUAAAUACCACCUACGGCUUGGGCAAGUUUUCCGUUGGGUGCGAGGCUGCGGAUAUUGCUGUGCUAGAGUUGGACUCGAAGCCUAAGGAGGAAGUGUACGCGGGCUUGGCCAGCGCGGCUAAGAGGUUGGUUGAGAGAGGCGCCGACUGUAUCUGCCUAGGUUGUGCGGGGAUGACGGAGAUGAGAGAUGUCUGCCAAAAGACCGUCGGCAUGGAGGACAGGGAGGUCAUGGUCGUGGAUGGCGUGGCUGUAGGAGUGCAUUUCCUGGCUGGAUUAGUGAGCGAAGGAUUGGGCACCGCCAAGCGGGGAUUGUAUCGCGGUUCCGCUGCUGGAAGGGAAAGAAGAGGGCAGAGUUGGAUUUAG
This is a messenger RNA of Diaporthe amygdali, 723 nucleotides long. RefSeq lists its product as uncharacterized. The record is from RefSeq and is a predicted model, not a curated record. Lineage: Eukaryota; Fungi; Ascomycota; Sordariomycetes; Diaporthales; Diaporthaceae. Bases 1 to 723 code for a protein of 240 amino acids. The transcript has a single exon.